AUGGCCCAGCAGCCGGGCCGGGCCUCCCGCCUGAUCUGUCUGCAGAGUUUCCAGGCCUGUGUGCUGAGGGAGGCCUCCUACACAGAGCUGGACGCCCUGGGGCCCCUCGCUGAGAAGGCCAAGCAGCGGGCACAGGCGUGCAACACCAGCCAGAAAUGGCGGGUGGAGAGCGGCUCAGAGGCCAUCGACAAGCUGGAGCUGGGCCACGAGCUCCACUGCAUGCAUAUCCCAGCUUCACACACAAGGUCUGUGGCUCCCAGAGAGCAGAAGCGGCAGCUUUCGGCUCGCUCUCCGCAAGCGGGAGCUCUGCGCACCUUUGGCAGUGAGGGUGGUGAUUCUGCCUCCGUCUCCAGUGUCUUCUCAGAGAGGUCUGCAGUUGAGACUCUGGAGCUGGGGCUCGAGUUUUUGCUGCAUAAACACACGCCCCACUCCCAGGUGAUUCUGGGACAUUGCCAGGGCCAGAGCGACCUGUGGCCAGCAGUGGGCGGUGAGGCCCAGCUGGAGGUGAAACCAGUGACGGCGGGAAGUCCUGUGGUCCUCAUCAGGGCCCUCGCCGAGCAGGCGGGCAGCAAGCUGUCCUUCUCCGUGUCACUGAGCAACCUGCCGAGCCACCAGGCUAAGAACAGGGAGGUGGAGGCCACUUUGAAAGUCACCCAGGAAGUCAUGCUGCCCUUAAAGGGUCUGCACCAUGACAGAUCUUACAGCAUGGCCCUGGACGUGGCUCACUUCCCCCAGGUCCCCCCAUCUCCAUGCCUCACAGCCUGCCCCCUCCCCAAGCUUGUGUUCUGGGCAGGAGAAGAGAGGAGGGCCUCCCUGCAGCUGACCCGUGAUUCUCACACCAGCCUGGUCCUUGACAUCUGUGGCCGGAACUGGGAGCUCAGCAAAGAGCUGCAGCUCUCAGGUCGGCAUGGCCUCCCCGCCCUCCGAGGCUGCUGCCCCAGCAGAACCUCAGCCUCAGCCAAGGUGCGGUGCUCCAAGGGCGAGGCCAAGAGCACAUUCAUCUUGGCGGAGCAGGAACCUCGUUUUUACAUCAGCACCAGGCUGGAGGCUGCUAAGGCCAGAUACACCAACAUCAUCAAGCUGGAACAGACCUUCCCCAGAUCCCUCUGGCUGCUGUGCUGGCAGGAAGCUGCAAGGGGCAGCAGAAACACCCGUGAAGAAGCCACCAUGGUAGGCAGGGUGAGAAAGAAUGGUGUCUUGGACCAAGCAGGGACACAGGCCAGCGUUCCCAAGGACCUAGCUCCGCCUUCCUCUUCCAAUUCAGCGCCCUUCCAAGGGAUCUGGUCCUGGAGACCUUGUACGAGCCUGUGGCAUCUGUGUCCACAGGAAGUGUCGCGGAAGAUGGCCAGGAGGCGGCCCUCAGCGGGAGCCUCUCUGGGCCCUUUCCCAAGCCUGCCAGGAACCUUGGCCUGCAGGGCCCGGAGAGUUCCUGGGGGAGGCAGAGCUGGAGACAGGCUGCGUCUUGCCACUUGGGCCGCCCAUGAGGACCUCAGCCACAGAGCAGGCCCUGGACACACUGGGGUGCCCUGUGGGCCCCACUGCAGCGAGCACCUACCUGCCUUUGGGCCUCUUCUCCUCAGACCACGCCGUAGGGCUGGGAGCAGGCAUGAGCUGACCUUGACUGCAGGCUGUGCCUCUCCUCCCUGCCUGCGGAGAGCUGUCCUGGCCUUGGUCUGCUUCCGCCAAGAUGAGGGACUCCCCAGGACUGCGCUGACCAGUGAGGCUGCGUCUCCAUCACCUGUGACAUCUGAGCCGGCCUCUGCAUCCAAGGCUGUGCUGUCCGAGGACCGUGACUGUGGCUGCUGGGAUUCAGGUGGACCCCACACCCUUCCUCAGCUUGUGCCUCCAGGACACCUAUGGCUCCCAGGAGCUGCCCACAUGCACAUGUGCGCCCCCGGAUCAUCUUCCACAGUGUGGCACACCUGCCACCAGUGCUGUGCAUGAUUCACACCACGGAGGCCCCACCAUGCACACACGGGAGGCAGCAACUGCAGCGGACAACAGGAGACCCCUGGGAAGUUCAUGACACUCGUCACGGAAGAAAAAGUUGGCUGAUCCCUGCUGCAAACCAAGGAAGGCAGAAGGAAGGAAUCAAAGAGAAAUUAAUGGAAGGAAUCAAAGAGAAAUUAAUGAAAUAGGAAGAAAUGAGCAACAGAACAGAUCAAGGAAACAAAGACAAAUGAACUGGCACUAGAAAUGAGCAAGGAGUCAAAACUGUAGAUCCAAUUGUGACUGCAAAAAGUCACUCAAUAAGUUUGCUGAGAAAUCUCAAAACCUAGAUUAAAUUAUUUCCUGGAAAGAUACAAUCUGCCCAAACUGGUUUAACAAUGUGAAACUUAAAGAAUAUAAAG
Molecule: messenger RNA, 2351 nt
Organism: Hipposideros armiger (great roundleaf bat)
Lineage: Eukaryota; Metazoa; Chordata; Mammalia; Chiroptera; Hipposideridae
Gene: APOLTP
Product: apolipoprotein lipid transfer particle homolog
Exons: 15
Coding region: 1-1944 (647 amino acids)
Source: RefSeq, a predicted model, not a curated record